Messenger RNA from Clarias gariepinus (North African catfish), 2259 nucleotides. RefSeq names its product THAP domain containing, apoptosis associated protein 1 (gene thap1). Gene Ontology annotation, molecular function: sequence-specific DNA binding. NCBI's taxonomy places the organism in Eukaryota, Metazoa, Chordata, Actinopteri, Siluriformes, Clariidae. The coding region runs from base 243 to 971 and encodes 242 amino acids. The transcript is spliced from 3 exons. The record is from RefSeq and is a predicted model, not a curated record.
AACUUCGAGACCCGUGUCACGUGACCCGUACAUCCCAUCACCGCCAUCUUGAAUCCUGGCAACCAAAACGCCACCGCCGCGAGUCUUGCGCGUGCGCACGAUUUAGACGCAUGCGCACUACAAAAAGUACAGUGAGUAACAGCUGUGUUCUGAGAGGACGAAUAAAAACAAGGUUUUUUUGGGGGGGAGAGAUAAAAAAAAAAAACGACUGAAGACAAGUCGUUGACAGGGCCGAUACGAGGAUGGUGCAGUCGUGCUCGGCGUACGGGUGUAAAAACAGAUACCAUAAAGAUAAGGACAUUUCGUUUCACAAAUUCCCUCUGGCGAGACCCGACCUGUGCGGGAAAUGGGUGGCGGCGAUGAAAAGGUGUAAUUUCAAACCGACGAAAUACAGCAACAUCUGCUCCCAGCACUUCACCAAAGACUGCUUCAAACGAGAAUGCAACAACCGGGUGCUGAAGGAAAACGCAGUGCCUUCCCUGUUUCAUUUAAAUAAGAUACAAACGGAGGCUGAAUCGCCAGACGGAGCCAUGUCUCCUGAGCUGAGCUUCUCCCUGCCCUCACCCAGUUCCCACACCCCAGAACCUGACAUGGUGCAAACCCCAGAACCCCGACCCUCCUCUCCAACCCCUAUGUCCGUCCCGGGUCCGUCUCCGUCCGCCCCCGUGAAAGAGGAGGACCCUCUGCGGGCGAGUGCCUUCGUCUCGUGCGACCACAACUACACGGUGGAGGACAUCGUGCAGCAGAAGAAGCGAGUGGAGCAGCUGGUGGAGCAGCUGAACAAACUGCGCAGGAAGCUGAAGACGCUGCGGCAGAAGUGCAGGAGGCAGGAGAGGCAGCUGGAGCGUUUCCGAGCCAUGGAGGAAAUCCCGAAAACUAAGAGCGAGCUGGAGCUCGGACAGAGCUACGUCAUCUUGCCGAGAGAACUCUUCACUACGCUUAAGGGCAUUCACACCGUCGAAGGGUUGUGAGGCUCAAAUCGUAUCAAUUAGUCUAGUACGCGUACGCAGACGAGAUUUUAUUUUACCAUAACAGGACAGUUUUUUUUAUGGUUUAUGGUACUAACCAUGAAUCUGGUUUGUUUUUGCCUUUUUUAUUAUUAUUAUUUUUGAGAUCAAGCAACGUUACAUACUGUAGCUAAAGACUAAAGAAAACAGCUACUCAAAUCUGUUAGAAGCUUUACAUUUUAAUAUUAGUAUAAUAUUAUAUAAUACCAGUCAUCUCUUUCAAAACUACAUUAACAGAACAAUUUCAUUUUAUUUCAUGAGGUCUAAUGAACAUCAUCAGAUUAUAUAUUACCUGACAUCCUGGAAGCUCCGCCCACUUCCUCUUACCCUUACAGUAGUUUCUUUUCUGAUAUUCUUGCUAUUAGUUUUGUGUGAAUGUGAACAGACAGGGUUAUUAAGGUGAAAUAAGUUUAGAAGUUUAUCAAAAUGUGUUCGAUUCGUACAAUCAUAUAGCAGCGAUCAAACAAACAUGCAGUACUGUGCAAAAGUCUUAGGCAUUGUUUUGUUUUUGAACAAACUUUGUUACAUGUGAUUAUUUCAUGACUUUGUUAUUAAGUCAUGACAUUUAAAAAAAUGUCUUAAAGGAAAAAUAUCUUUAGGCCAAAAAAAGAAAGCAGCAUAUUAUGUAAAAGUCCAAAAAAAGAGGCUUUUUCUGCAUAAAAAAGAAGCAGGUUAGACAAAGUCCUCACAGUGUUCAGUAAAGAAAGUAAAACUAAGCAGAUAAUUUCCUUAAAAAAUUUAACUAUCUAAGACUAUAUUUUAAGCAAAGACUCGUCACAUAAAGUAGUAUUUUUAAUGUUGUUGUUUUUUAAGACACCCUUUUCUAGAGCAAGUUAUUUGCAUGUGCCUAAGACUUUUGCUCAGUACCUUGUAUAAUUUAAUGUCACCAAAUAUAUUUGGCAGCAAAAGCAGCACUUUUGCAAAGAAGAAAGAAAAGCUAAACGAUUACUCGGCAAGUUAUCCAAAACGCUGCCUUCUCUCAUUUCAAUCGUCUCAAACUGUUUUACAGUUUCUAAGCAAUUUGUAAAAGUUGUGUGUGCAAUCCUUUAUUAGUCUUUAAUCAGCAUGAGGAAUGUAAAUGGUCAAAUAGUCAAUGUGAGGAUAUUAAUAGUAAAAAGGUUUAGCUAGAGGGGAUAUACUGUUGCACUUUAUGAGAGAGAGAGAGGGAUUGUUUAAAUGACACAUCAUUAUUCCUUGGUUUGGCAAAUAAUGGAUCACUCAUUGAAUCCUCCCCCCACGCCCCCCCCUUUUU